UAGCCGUUAAAGGUCAUAGAAGCAAGUGCCUAUCGACAUUUUCACAAUCCUUCGAUCGUAAUUGUUUUCUUCUGUUGGAAUCGAUACAGACCCGUACCGUAUGCAAUCCGCCUGUUCUGUUUUCAAUCUCUCAAUCUAUCUCUCCUCCAAUUUCUCUCUUAAGUUUCCGCAGAUCUCUUCCGCUAUUGUCUCUGUGUAUGUAACUCCGAAACGAAAGUUUCCUGCUUUCUAGGGAUUCCAAUUUCCAUUAAAUCUCCCAAAUGAACCCUCCUCUGCUUCCGAGGCACGUAGCUGCGGUUAUCAAAUGCCAGAGAGAUCCCAUCAAAGCGUUAAAGAUCUUCAACUCGAUGAAAAAGGAAGAGUCUUUCAAGCACACCUUAUCCACCUACCGCAGCGUCAUCGAAAAACUCGGCCUUUACGGCAAGUUCGACGCCAUGGAACAGGUCCUGGUCGAUCUGCGGCGGAACAUCGGUAACCACAUGCUCGAAGGCGUCUACGUCGGCGUGAUGAAACACUACGGUAAGAAAGGGAGAGUCCAAGAAGCUGUGGACGUGUUCGAAAGGAUGGAUUUUUACGAGUGCGAGCCCACGGUCUUCUCUUACAACGCUAUCAUGAGCGUGUUGGUCGAUGCUGGGUACUUUGAUCAGGCUCACAAGGUGUAUAUGAGGAUGAGGGAGAGAGGGAUAACGCCUGAUGUGUACUCGUUCACGAUUCGGAUGAAGUCGUUUUGUAAAACCCGUCGGCCUCACGCUGCUCUGAGGCUUCUUGAUAACAUGUCUUCUCAGGGAUGCGAGGUGAACGCGGUUGCGUUUUGUACGGUGGUUGGUGGGUUUUACGAGGAGGGGUUUAAGGCGGAGGCGUUUGAGGUGUUUGGGAAGAUGCUUGCGUCGUCGGGUGUUUCUCUUUGCGUUGGUGCGUUUAACAGGGUUGUGCACGUGCUUUGCAAGAGAGGAGAUGUUGAGGAGUGUGAGAAGCUGUUGGAGAGAGUUAUCAAGAGGGGCCUUGUACCGAACCUGUUUACUUAUAAUUUUUUCGUUCUGGGGCUUUGUCAGAAAGGUGAGCUUGAUGCUGCUGUGCGUAUGGUGGGUUGUCUCGUGGAGCAGGGACCGAAACCUGAUGUCGUCACGUAUAACAAUCUGAUAUGUGGUUUGUGCAAGAGUUGUAAGUUUCAGGAGGCGGAGUUUUACUUGGGGAGGAUGGUGAACGAAGGGCUUGAGCCUGAUGGUUUUACCUAUAACACGUUAAUAGCUGGCUACUGCAGAGGUGGAACGGUGCAGCUUGCGGAGAAGAUUCUUGGUGAUGCUGUUUUCAACGGGUUUGUGCCUGAUGAGUUUACGUAUCGGUCCUUGAUUGAAGGGUUGUGCCAGGAAGGUGAAACGAGCCGUGCUUUGGCAUUGUUUAACGAGGCCCUUGGGAAAGGAAUCAAGCCGAAUGUGAUUCUUUACAACACGCUGAUCAAAGGGUUGUCUAAGCAGGGUUUGAUUCUGGAAGCUGCUCAGUUAGCGACUGAAAUGUCUGAGAAGGGUUUGAUUCCCGAGGUACAGACUUUUAACAUACUGGUAAAUGGAUUGUGCAAGAUGGGAUGCGUUUCUGAUGGUGAUGGUCUUGUGAAAGUCAUGAUCUCCAAAGGGUACUUCCCUGACGUUUUUACAUUCAACAUUCUGAUUCAUGGUUAUUCCACACAGCUGAAAAUGGAAAAGGCACUUGAGAUGUUGGAUGUUAUGUUAGACAAUGGCGUUGAGCCUGACGUGUACACUUACAACUCUUUGCUGAAUGGUCUCUGCAAAACGUCAAAGUAUGAAGAUGUGAUGGAAACAUAUAAAACGAUGGUGGAGAAAGGUUGUGGUCCUAACUUAUUCACGUUUAACAUACUUCUGGAGAGUCUAUGCAGAUACAGAAAGCUAGAUGAAGCUUUGGGGUUGCUUGAUGAAAUGAAAAAGAAGAGUGUGAAUCCAGAUGCGGUUACUUUUGGAACUUUAAUCGAUAGGUUCUGCAAAAGCGGAGACUUGGAUGGAGCAUACAAGUUGUUCCGGGAGAUGGAGGAGGUUCACAAGGUUUCAAGCUCAACGGCAACAUAUAACAUCAUCAUCCGUGCUUUCACCGAGAAGUUAAAUGUUGCUGUGGCGGAAAAGCUUUUCAAAGAGAUGGUUGACCGUUGUCUUGUUCCUGAUGGAUACACAUACCGGCUUAUGGUUGAUGGCUAUUGCAAAACGGGAAAUGUCGAUUUGGGGUACAGGUUUUUACUGAAGAUGAUGGAAAAUGGGUUUAUUCCAUCGCUCACAACGCUUGGACGCGUGAUAAACUGUCUUUGUGUGGAGGAUAGAGUUUAUGAGGCUGCUUGUAUUAUCCAUCGGAUGGUUCAGAGAGGACUGGUCCCUGAGGCUGUGAACACUAUUUUUGAUGUUGAUAAAAAGGAGGUGGCUGCUCCUAAGCUUGUCUUGGAGGAUCUGUUGAAAAAGAGCUGUAUUACAUAUUAUGCUUACGAACUUCUUUUUGAUGGCCUUAGAGAUAAGAGGCUACGCAAGAAAAAGGGUUUCACAGUUGUAGCCAUAUGAAUCUGAUGCAGUGGCUAACGUCAGAUCUAGUUAUUUAAAGAAGUGGUUUGAGUUUGUUUGAUUUGAGAGCCAUUCCUGGAGAAGAUGGUAACUCAACCACUGGGCUAAGUAGCUAAUGCCCCCGGUGAGCUUUCAUCAGAAGACACAAAGAUGUUGGAGUUGCUCUGAUCUCUUAAACAUGAGAUUGAGUAAUGCAGCAUCCAGUUUUUUUGUUCUGUUGCAGCACUCUCCUGGAUUGAACAUGGGCGCAAAUCGUUUUCAAAUUAACAUCCAAUGCACCAGUGUGAAAGAAGCUGCAGUGACUGAGAAGCUGCACAAGCCUGCUGGAGAUGCUCCUCUCUAUACUUCUGGAGAAAGGUCACCAACCUAUCAUGUGGCACUUGGACUUCUUUGAUCACAGGCAACUGUUGUAGGCGCUCUAUCCAGUUGAAUAAAGUCGGAGUGUUCACUGGACAAAUUAUCUCUACACCGAUGGCUUCAUGAAAAACUUUGUGGACUCCAAAACUAGCGAUGAUGAUGAUGUCCAAAAGCCCUACGUCAUGAUUCCCUCUGAUGAUUUUAUUGGGGAAGUGUUUCUUGAGUCCCUCUUCAAGAACUUUGAAUCUCUCUCUAGCCUUUUCCACAGACCUUGUUGCAGCUUCACCCUUUUGGUACAGUACUCGAGCCAUGACCUCAAACACCUGCAACAAGAAAAAAAACAGUCAUUUCCUACAGUAACCGUAUCAGUGUAUAGGAGGAUUAUCUGAUGAGAUAUCUGGUAAAAAACACCUCUUGGUUGAUGUAGUUGACCCAGAAUCUGACCUGGGCCCUUUCAUAAGGAUCCUCCGGGUAGAGACGAGGAGAGUUCUUCCACGUUUCAUCGAUAUAGUCAAGAAUCACUUGUGAUUCAGCUACUGGUUUACCAUCAUGGACAAGAAGAGGGAUCUUCUUGUGAACAGGGUUGAGUUGAAUCAGAGACUCUGUCUUGUUCUUUAGAUCUUCUUCUACGUACUCGUAGGAUAUACCCUUGAGUUUAAGGGCUAAUUCAACCCUCUUGGAGUAUGUGCUUGCCCACAUCCCAUGUAAUAUCACGUUGCUCUUCUUUUUCUCCAUCCUUUUCUCUUUCUCUCAAGUCUUCUUGUGGAUUAUGAUUUGUGCUUCCUUUCUUCAAACUAUUUUAUAGAGAGAUUUAAGACCAGAGUGUCUACUUUGAACAUUGUUGUCUUGUUCAUCAAGCAUAUUGUGGCUUUAUUUUAUGUUCCGUUCAAAGUU
Messenger RNA from Raphanus sativus (radish), 3806 nucleotides. Its product is annotated as putative pentatricopeptide repeat-containing protein At1g74580. Gene Ontology annotation, molecular function: protein binding. The coding region runs from base 261 to 2555 and encodes 764 amino acids. The transcript has 2 exons. Lineage: Eukaryota; Viridiplantae; Streptophyta; Magnoliopsida; Brassicales; Brassicaceae. The record is from RefSeq and is a predicted model, not a curated record.